Molecule: messenger RNA, 1173 nt
Organism: Brachypodium distachyon (stiff brome)
Lineage: Eukaryota; Viridiplantae; Streptophyta; Magnoliopsida; Poales; Poaceae
Product: endonuclease 2
Exons: 8
Coding region: 79-975 (298 amino acids)
Biological process (GO): DNA catabolic process
Molecular function (GO): nucleic acid binding; endonuclease activity
Source: RefSeq, a predicted model, not a curated record
AGGCAGCUCCCCUGCGUCGUCCGUCAGAAACUCAGAAGCAGCAGCAGCAGGAGCAGAGCAGAGGGAGAAGCCGGGAAGAUGGCAGCACCGCGAGCGCGCCUGCCGCUGCUGCUGCUCCUCGUCCCUCUGCUGGACGCCGGCCGCGCCGCCGCGUGGGGCAAGGAGGGCCACAUCAUGGUCUGCAAGAUCGCCGAGAAGUACCUGUCGGCGUCGGCGGCGGCGGCGGUGCAGGAGCUGCUGCCGGAGGCGGCGGGCGGGGAGCUGUCGACCAUGUGCCCGUGGGCGGACCAGAUGCGGUUCCGCUACCACUGGGCCAGCCCGCUCCACUACGCCAACACCCCCAACGUCUGCAACUUCAAGUUCUCCCGGGAUUGCCACAACUCUCGUGGGCAGCAAGGGAUGUGCGUCGUGGGAGCCAUCAACAACUACACGGACCAGCUCUACAGCUACGGAGACCCCAAGAGUUCAUAUAACCUGACGGAGAGCCUGAUGUUCCUGGCCCACUUCGUCGGCGACGUGCACCAGCCGCUGCACGUCGCCUUUGAGAAAGACGAAGGCGGGAACACUAUCAUGGUGCACUGGUACCGGAGGAAAGCCAACCUGCACCAUGUGUGGGAUGUCAGCAUCAUAGACACGGUGAUGAAGAACUUCUAUAACAGGAGCCUGGACACCAUGGUGGAUGCUCUCAAGGGGAACCUGACAAAUGGGUGGUCCGACGAUGUUAGUCACUGGGAAAAUUGCGAGAACAAAAGGGCAACCUGCGCAAAUGACUAUGCAAUUGAGAGCAUACAUUUGUCAUGCAAUUAUGCCUACAAAGAUGUGGAGCAAAAUGUUACUCUAGGAGAUGAUUAUUAUUUCUCCCGGUACCCGGUUGUGGAGAAGCGAUUAGCGCAGGCCGGCAUCAGAUUGGCAUUGAUACUCAACAGGAUAUUUGACAAGGACAAAGCAGAUGUUAUACCAUUACAUGUACAGUAAAAGCUAUAACUACAGCACAAAAAAUACAGGGUGGAAAGCAUUAUAGCUGCCGCAUUGUUUGAUCAAUUUGUCACUUCAAUAAGUUUGCACAUUCUGUAAUAAGAAACACAUCAGCUAUGUAAUUAUUUGUACAGUUGUAAACCCUCUAUUUGUUCGAACAAUACACAAUCCAGAAGUGCAGUACAAAGCAAUGAUUCA